CAAAGCAUUUAUUUCCUCUCCGAGAAGCUAACUCACUCUCUGCUUCGUCUUUUUCUCAAGAUCGAUUAGCUAACACUCCGCCGAUUAUCGGAAUUUCAGGUCACUCGUCGGAGGUCCGGCGAUGCAAGCCGCCGUCCGGUGCCCGGCCGACGCCUUUGCGUACAACAGCACGCGGUGCGCCUGCAAUCCAGGAUACCUCUACAACUCCAGCACGAACAGCUGCAGUCUGUUUUCGGAGAGGAGUCCGAAUGUGGAGCUGAGCAGCGGCGUGGACUAUGAAUCCUCCCUGGCGUUUCCGGAGACGAUAUUCUCCUUCGAUUCGAUUAAGAAGUUGACGCAGUCGCAGGCGGUGUUUCUGGAGGCGACGCUGGCGAUGCUGCUGGCUUGGUUAGGGUUUUGCCUCCUCCUCCGGUUCUCCUCCCUUGGCUCCGACGGCCGGUCGCCGUGGUUCAGAAUCCGGUGGUGGAUCAGCCGUCUCGACAUCUCGUUCGCUACUCACCAUUGGUUGGAUGACCAAAAGCCUGUAAUCAAGCGCAAAACGGAGCUCGGUGGAACCUUCUCCAUUGCCAGCUGGAUUCUCUUCAUCGGACUUUUAGCCGCGUUGCUCUACCAAAUUAUUUCCAAGAGAAGUGUUGAAGUACACACUGUCAAAGCAACCAAUGCACCCGAUUUGAUUUCCUUUUCGAAUGACUUUGAAUUCAACAUUACGACAGUGUCCAGCAUGAGCUGUGCACAGCUGAGUGGUCUCGGCACUCUUGUGACAGGGAAUCCAUUUUUCGGCGAUCAAAGAACCGUUCCCCUUUCAACAUUUUUCAAUUAUUCUUGUCUGAACACCACCGCAGGGCCAACCAUAACUUUUAAGUGCAGUCAGUGCCGGCCUGUUAGAGAUUUUACUUAUGUCUCCUGGCAGUUUGUCGAUCACCUGAAUAGCCCAGCCACUGCUGUCGGCUUUCGGUUCAACCUUACUGUAAGGAACCAUGGUGACAAGAAGCAUUUGAGUUUUGUGAGUGGGACUCUGAAGAAUGCCACGGAUUAUGACGGGACACCUGUUACGUACAGAGGGGCUCAGCCGAACAUACUGAAGUUCAAUUUGUUUCCUAGAGUAUACCAUAAUCACCACAAACUAAAGCUCAUUCAACCUCUGUUUCACGAGUUUCUUCGUGGAUCGUAUUUUAGUGAUAGAGGCCAGCUUCAGGCUUCACUCGAGAGCUCCAGAAAUGGCCUGAUCAACACUACGCUGUAUUUCAAUUUCCUCUCGUCGUAUAUCAUUGAGAUCGACAAUCAAAACAUUUUAGGGCCUGUGAGCUUCCUUGCUGAUCUCGGUGGCCUUUAUUGCAUAAGUAUUGGUAUUUUCUUCUUCUUCUUGGUGCAAUGUGAAUACAGAGUCAAGAAGCUUCGCCACGAGGAUAGCGUAAUGAAAAUGAUUAGAAAUCGUCGAAAAGCACAAGAUCGUUGGAACAAGUUGAGGAAAUAUGUGAGAUACACUUGGGGACCUUGCUCGUUGGGUGACGACACAACUGAGUCGACAGACGUAUGUUGUAAUGGCAUUAUGUCUAAAUCUCUCCAUAAAGAUGGGUCCUUACAUAGACGAAGAAUGCGACAAACACUGGACACUAUUAGUUUUGAUAAAAACGUCGCCUUGCCCGAUGAGAAGAAAUCUGUGCCAGAAGAUGUUUGCAGUCGAGUGAUUCAACCAUUCUCAACGGAAGCUCCGGCGAUCCCAGAAAGAAGUUCGUCCUACACAAAAUCUAAGCCGGGAAAUUCGGCAUCCCAUGUAAAUGAAGAACACAAAGGGUGCGAAGGUAGCCAUCGUUCUUCUUGUGCCACCGUGUGCCGGAACCACGGAUGUCCUUUGCCCAAUAUUGCUAAUCUACCACCUCUUCCAUCUUGUGAAUUCAGCAGCGGCAAUAUUGGUAUAAGCGAUCUUGAGCAGAAUGUGCGAAAGUUGUAUGAAUACAACGCAUUGUUGAGGGAACAGCUCGUUGCAGUAUCAUCUUCCCUCUCCAAGGAUGAAGAAAAAGAAGAAGAAGAAGAACAUCUACAGCGAUGAUACAGGUCAUAGCCCCCGAGCGGACAGAAAUACCUAACCACUUGAUUUACAAGGACGGGUAUUGUUGAAGUCGGAGUCAAGGUUGUGUAUGUUGUUUAAGUGUUCAACACAAAUGCUUUUGUGUUGGUGUGUGCAAGUACUCUGUAUAAUUUAUUCCCACUUUAUUUUUAUACAGGUAUAAUUAAUUUAUUGUUUAUUAUCAACGAUUCUAUAAAUAUUUGUAUCUUUGGUUUA
Andrographis paniculata is the source of this 2284-nucleotide messenger RNA. RefSeq lists its product as uncharacterized. The record is from RefSeq and is a predicted model, not a curated record. Lineage: Eukaryota; Viridiplantae; Streptophyta; Magnoliopsida; Lamiales; Acanthaceae. The coding region runs from base 122 to 2050 and encodes 642 amino acids. The transcript has 9 exons.